AGAGAGAAAGAGCGUUCGAAUCUAAAACACAUGAAUCACUUCGAGUUGGAAUCUUAAUUCCAUGGCUGUACACAGGGAUUGAGGUUUGAGAAUUCUGCCAUUAUCUGCUCUAUCAUGUAAUCUUUCUUCACAAUGACAUGCUUGUACUUCUGUAGAAAAAGCUGGUAUUAUUGGAUCAAAAUGGAUGAACAUGAGGAGGCUGAUUCAUCGGCAGAGAACCCACCAAUUGGGAAUGAAGAAAUUGAGGAUGAGCAUGCAGAGCUAACUGCCACUCCCCUUAAAAAAUAUGUUACAUUUGUUGUGGAUAGGAAGGAGGGGAAUUCUUGCAAGUGGACAUGUAAUUUUGGUUGCAGAUUGGAACCAUACACUGGGACAUAUUCUCGUGUUAGAGCACACCUGAUUGGGUUAUUACCCGGACAAAAAUCACAAGGAAUAAUAAUGUGUCCGAAGGUAAAGAAAGAAGAAAGGGAGAAGAUGAAAGCAGAAGAAGAUGAAGCUAAGCGAGUUUUUGGAAGUAGUUCACGUAGAGUGCCUGUUUCAAGUAGUCCUAUUGUUUUUCCAACAUGGAAAACUAGUACAAGUGUUGUAGUAGAAAGGGGGAGGACCGCACUUGAUGUGUCUAAAACAUCUUCAACAGAUGAUGUUGAUAGGGUAAUUGCAAGAUUUUUCUAUGGAAAUGGGAUACCUUUUGAUUUGGCAAAGUCUCCUUUUUGGGUCGAUAUGGUGAAGGCCAUUAAUGAGGCACCUAGAGGAUACAAGCCACCGUGUGCAGAUAAGAUAGCGACAACACUUCUUUUGGAGGAAAAAACUAAAGUGGAUCAGGCCUUGAUGUUUAUAAAACAACGAUGGCCGACUUACGGGGUUUCAAUUGUUUCAGAUGGUUGGACAAACCUCAAGAAUCAAGCUUUAAUGAAUUUAAUCGCAGUUUCAGAUGGUAAGGCAGUUUUUAUUAAUGUCAUUGAUUGUUCAGGAGAUGAGAAGUCAAGUGAGUUUAUAGCUGAUUUGCUGCUUGAGGCCAUUGAAUCUGUGGGAACACAGAAUGUAUUCCAAGUUCUGACUGAUAACUCAGUUAUAUGUAGAGAUGCUGGAAAAAUCAUUGAAACCAGACACCGUCAUAUUUUUUGGUCUGGUUCCAUGGCUCAUUGUUUAAGCCUUUUGAUGAAAGAUAUUGUAAAAUCAACGAAACCAAACUUGGCUUUUGUUGGUGAAAACUAUGAGAGGGUAAAGAGAAUCAUUCGAUACAUAACUAAUCAUAGUUCAGCUAUGUACAUUUUUCGAACAUUCCCGGCAUUAGAUGUUAUUCGAGUGAGUAAGUCUAGAUUUGGGGAUCAUUUUAUUGUAUUAGAAAGCAUUGUUCGGGUGAAGAAUGUUUUAGUCAACUUGGUUUUGAGUGAGGAAUGGGAGAAGCUCAAAAGAGGUGGGUCAAAGUUAAAUUUGGAGCAUGAAGAGGUCAAAAGAACUAUUUUAGAUGAUGAUUUCUGGAAGAAGGUAACGACAAUAUUAGUAUUCAUGAAGCCAAUUUGGGAGAUGAUUUGCUUCUGUGACUCGGAUAAAGCUACCAUAGGAGAAGUUUAUCCGAGAUUGGAUGCCAUGUUAGGAUGCAUUAAAGAUGCUUUGUUGGAUAGUAUUGAGGCUUAUCAAGUUGUUAGCGAUAUUUUUAUGGCACAUUGGAAGCAGAUGAACAUUCCUUUGUAUAGUCUUGCGUAUGUUCUUACUCCUUUUUACUAUUCAGGGUCUUGGUUAACAGGUUUGGCUCAAGGGGGAGAGAAAAGGAAUAAGCCCCAUGCAGAUCCUGAUGUUCAUAAGGCUUACUUAGAUGCACUGGAUCGACUUGUUAGUGAUUCAAAGAAAGCAGCCAUAGUCCGUCAGCAACUUAGUGAUUUUGUCAGUAAUAGGGGUGUCUUUGCUCGUCCUCAGGCAAUCAAAGAUAGAGAAACAAUGUCAGCAUUAUCAUGGUGGGACUUAUAUGGUGUGACUGCACCUGAGCUUUAUGGUUUGGCUGUUAGAGUGUUAUCACAAAGUGUGAACACCUCUUGUGUGGAGAGGGGUUGGAGCACCUAUGAGUAUAUUCAUGAUGUCAAAAGAAAUAAAUUAAACUCUAAUAUGGCAAAAUCGUUAAUAUAUGUUCAUUAUAACAAUCGAUUACUCACACGAUAUAGGGAGGAUUAUGAGGAGAUGUAUAAGGAUUGGGAUGCUAUCCUGAGUGAUGAUGAUUUAGAUAAUGACAUGAAAGACAUUGAAGAUAGAGAGCAUUUCUUACUUUAUAAUGAUGAGGAGGAGGUUAGCAUUGCAACAUCUGGUUUACCUUCUUAUGCCCCAAGUCAAGGAUCUUCUGCUUUAUCACAAGCACAUCAACUUCAUGAGAUUGCACAAGUUAAAAGGCCACGUAUGAAUUCUUUGCCCAGCUCUUUCCUUUUGAACAGUAGCUCAAGAGAUUGAAUUGGAAGCAAAAGUUUCAGAAUGAAUGUAUGACUUGGUGAUUCAGGAACUACCUCAGCAAUCACCCAGGAAGAAGCAGAUGCUCAAGCUAUCAGUGUCGGACUUGCAGAGCAACCUCACUAACCUGUAGCACUUGGAAGUGUAGGAAGAUGGUAAACAUUCAAAACUAUGCAACGAACAUGUAAUGUUCAAACCUGCGGUGCUUGGAAUAUGCAGCUCAAGCUUGAAGAUGACACAAGCCACCUGUUAAUGGUCAUAUACCUCAUUCCUUGAAUAGAGUAGCAUAUCAUGUGCCCUGCUGGACCACGUAUGACUUUAUGGCAUGUCAAUUGUCCAUUAAAUCUGAGCCAGAACUUCAUUUUGUAUAUACUAUUUUGCUAAAGAGGGGCCCGUGUGUG
Molecule: messenger RNA, 2837 nt
Organism: Telopea speciosissima
Lineage: Eukaryota; Viridiplantae; Streptophyta; Magnoliopsida; Proteales; Proteaceae
Exons: 5
Coding region: 133-2439 (768 amino acids)
Molecular function (GO): protein dimerization activity
Source: RefSeq, a predicted model, not a curated record